AUGGAGUGGAGAGCAAACCUAGCUAGACAGAGAGAGAAAGAGGUGGAGUGGGUUCCAAGACACAAUGAUUACAUGAGUGAAAAGGAGAGAGAUAUGUGUGGACUUAAAGAAGAAGAUCAAGGAGAGUGUUCUCAGACCAUCCAUAACCUACAAAGCUACCAAGAGCAGCUACUUCUACAAUAUCACCAACAAAUGCAACAGCACCAACAACAGCAAAACAGUGAUAUGUAUGGAGGAGCUAGAGGAUCAGGAUUGAUUUUCCCUGAAGUUUCACCAAUCUUACCAUGGCCUCUCUCUCCAGUUAACUCUUUUAACCCAGCCCACUUCAAUUCAAAUCACCCAGCUCGUGACCAUGACCCAUUUCUUGUCCCUCCUCCUGUACCAUCCUCAUAUGGUGGUUUAUUCAAUAGAAGAGCUCCAGCCCUUCAGUUUGCUUAUGAUGGUACAUCAAGUGAUCAUCUUAGGAUCAUAUCUGACACUCUUGGACCAGUGGUUCAACCCGGUUCAGCUCCUUUCGGGUUGCAAGCUGAGUUGAGCAAGAUGACUGCUCAAGAAAUCAUGGAUGCUAAGGCUCUCGCUGCUUCUAAGAGUCACAGUGAGGCUGAGAGAAGAAGAAGGGAGAGAAUCAACAAUCACCUUGCUAAGCUACGCAGUUUACUACCCAGCACUACCAAAGUAAGUAUCAAGUAUCAGAGUAGAUCAUCAUCAAAUUUUGAAAACCUACACAAAAAUUAUAACUAG
Messenger RNA from Dovyalis caffra, 741 nucleotides. NCBI's taxonomy places the organism in Eukaryota, Viridiplantae, Streptophyta, Magnoliopsida, Malpighiales, Salicaceae. The record is from the annotation of a GenBank genome assembly.